Fundulus heteroclitus (mummichog) is the source of this 3958-nucleotide messenger RNA. RefSeq names its product ST6 beta-galactosamide alpha-2,6-sialyltranferase 2a (gene st6gal2a). Gene Ontology annotation, molecular function: sialyltransferase activity. Lineage: Eukaryota; Metazoa; Chordata; Actinopteri; Cyprinodontiformes; Fundulidae. Bases 385 to 1986 code for a protein of 533 amino acids. The transcript is spliced from 7 exons. The record is from RefSeq and is a predicted model, not a curated record.
AAAAAAAUCGGAUGUGGAUGCGAGAAAGAGAAAAAAGGGCAGCAACAAUGUGACAGACAACACAGCCGCUCGGCUCAGAGUUGUAGAGGGUAUAAGCUCGGUGAACGGAGGGAGGGCAGACGCGAGCCAAGCCGAGCCGCAUGCUCGCUGUGCAACAAGGCGUACGGGAGCUAAAUAAUGAAGCGGCGGCCAGCAGCAUCCAGACAGGACCGAGGCGGUGUUUAGGGUCCUGCUAGCAUCGGACACACAAGGGACACAUGGACGAGGGGAAAAUAAAAGCCACGUUUUAGGCCCCCCCCCCAGCUGACCUCUGGGCUAAGUCCUGGCCGCGGGCUUCGUUGUCGGCGGGGCCAGCUCGACGGAUGUCUACGUGAGCGAGAGGGAAUGAAGUCCAGCAUGAAACAGUGGCGGAGGCUGCUGUUGUUGGCCAUGCUGGCCUGGGUUCUGGUCUUUCUCGCUCUGCUCUCCUACUUCCUGGACGCUCGUGUGGAUGAGACGCUGACCUCCGCCGGCUCUUUACUCUCCCAGCAUCCCGACACCAGGCGGCUGGCCUCCAUACAAGCCUCCAAUCAGCAGCAUCCCGUCUUUGGUUUGAGACCCGAACCGGCUUCGCUACAAUUGACUACAGCGUAUGUUAGAGACAAGCCGGGACCAGAGCCUUCCACCAGCUCCAUAACCCCAGAGACCAGCAUGGAGGUAAGCCAAGGCCCUUACCAGACUUACGGCAGCCAGGAGGCAACUCGCCAGGACUACUUGGACCCACAGAGCCUGGCUGCCUGGUCCUCCUUCGGGACAGAAAACGUGGGCUCUCAUUCAGACCCGGCAGUCCAGAGUCGCGAGAGAACGUACCAGAACCAUGCUGGUGCCACUCAAUACCAUGGCGGGGAGGAGGAAGAAGAUGGCACAGAAAAUGAAGAUCAAGAUCCCGGGAACACAAUUAGGACUGCUGUCGACAGGAGACAUGGUGGGAAGUCCUCCGACGUGGAAGAUUACUCUUUCUCCAAAUCUGCCUCUGUGGUGCAGCGGCUGUGGAAGGGCCGCGUGUCUGCCGGCAUGCUGAGUCCCCGACUGCAGCGCGCCAUGAAGGACUACAUGAGUGCCAACAAACAUCACGUUUCCUACACCGGACAUCGGAAAAGCUCUCAGAGUGCCAAAGAGCUGCUGUGUCAAAUGAAAGCCCAGGCUCAGCUGAAAACGGUGGACGGGUUGGAGGAGCCCUUCUACUCUCUGGGCUGGGCCGACUUUGUGCCGUCCCGUCCCCUGGGCCAGCUCAACAGGCAACGGGAGAGCGGUGGCUUUAAAAGCUGCGCAGUGGUCACCUCUGCGGGAGCCAUCCUGCGCUCUGGACUGGGCAAGGAAAUAGACUCCCAUGAUGCAGUCCUGCGGUUCAACGCCGCCCCCACAGAGGGAUAUGAGCACGACGUGGGAAACAAAACUACCAUCCGCAUCAUCAAUUCACAGAUUUUGGCAAAUCCCAGACAUGAGUUCAACACAAGCUCCAUCUAUAAGAAUGUAACGCUGGUGGCCUGGGAUCCUGCACCUUACGCUGUUAACUUACAUAAGUGGUAUGCCAGUCCGGACUACAACCUGUUUGGUCCGUACGUAGAUCACCGUAAGGCCCAUCCUGACCAGCCUUUCUACAUCCUUCACCCGAGCUACGUGUGGCGACUGUGGGAUGUGAUUCAGAGCAACACUCAGGAGAACAUCCAGCCAAAUCCCCCCUCGUCUGGCUUCAUAGGCAUUCUCCUGAUGAUGGCGCUGUGCGAGCAGACGCACGUGUACGAGUACAUUCCCUCCAUGAGGCAGUCCGACCUGUGCCAUUACCACGAGCGAUAUUACGACGCCGCCUGCACGCUGGGCGCCUAUCACCCCCUCCUCUACGAGAAGAACCUGAUCCAGCGCAUCAACAGUGGGCCCGAGAGCGACCUCCGGAGGAAGGGACGUGCGACCCUACCGGGCUUCAGCACCGUCGACUGUGACAUCUGAAACAUGAAAGCUUCUGAGCCCUGAAAAUAAAAACGCUUACACUGGCCUUUUUCUGGCUGACCAAGGGAGAGUUGCAAUAAAGCCACAGCAGACAAGAAGGCUGAAGCUUACUCGUUUCAAAUUAGCCCCAGGAAGAGCAUAAGCCAUAGCCCUCCAGGGAGGGAUUAGGUCGGAGGUUGUCUAAAGACCUUUUCUUCUUUAAUAAUAGUUUACUUGACCAGAGACUGGAGAUAGAAAACAAAAAAAAAAAAAAAAAAACAGCAACUCUGCUUUAGCUGAGCCACGUUAGCUGUGGAGCUGACUAGGGUAGCAACAAAUGAGUGUUUUAGAUAGAAAGUCGGUUUUUAAUAACUCGGUGUGUAUCAGUCAUGUACAAAACAAACAAAAUUUUACAGUACGGGUGGUAAUCCACUUAAAGGAAAAGCCACUGUGUAUUAACUGACAUUUCUUUUGCUAUUUUGUUUUAACAAUCCAGAGUGGUAUCCAUAAAUAACAAAGAAGAGUCGCUCUGAAUGUCCACAUACAGCAGCAACACUUGCAAAAGAAUGUGCAGUUUUGUUUUUUUUUGUUUUUUUUUUAACCGGAUCGUCUGAAUAUGUACAUAAAUCUUCCAGCAGAAUCAGAAGCGCUUUUACGUCGUCACGAGGGAUUUGUUUCUCCCUACUGCUGUCACGUUUGGUCUAAAAUCACUGUCCUCUGCACGACGACUGAAAGCUUCCAUUCUGAUCACAGGUUAUGGUUUUAUUAGGGUGCACUUGCUUUGUAAAAAUGAAAGUAAACGGAGAGGAGGAGCUGGGGGCAAAAAUAAAACGGGUGCUGAGAACGGCCAUCACCCCGUGCCUGGUGGUCAGCUGAACACUUUCCUCGGGUUGCCUUGUCACUGUUCAGACAAAUGCAGUAUGCUCUGUGGCAGAACCGCGUUGCCAUUCAGCGCUGAUUGUGAUGCCAUGUGGAGCAGCGGAUUUUCCUGCGGUCAUGUACAUCUUAGCUCUGCCUCAGAAAUCACCAGCCCCUGAGAUUUUAUUUCCCCCCACCCCCUCAGUUUACUCCUUAUUGAAUGUAAUUUUACCACUGCCUGUGUUGGCCAAACCUUCGCUGGAGCUCUGCUGUGUUGUCUGCAUACGUGCACCACAGGGAUGCUGCUUUGGGUAAAGUGCAUUCCUCGCAAUUAAACAUGGGUCGUAGUUCCAACAUCAACCACGGCUCAGAACGGAGACUGGGAUUUUGGGGGCCAGAAUCAAGUCCGGAUUUCCUUUGGUCCCGAGUUUAGAUUGGUUCAUAUGUUUACAGUGAGCCGGGGCCACACCUGGAGAUGGCUGUACAAGUCAGCGCAGGAAUGAAGGUCUCUGAAAGCAUUUGGCCUGAUACAAGUGUUUUUGAUAAAUGUGUGCAAUCGGUAGUAGUUUUAUAAAAAGAUGUGAAAAUGUUACAGGAAUGUUGCGUUGCAUGUGAAGAAAAGGACCACUGCAGUAAAGUAGUAGAAAGAAGUUGUUUCUGGGCUGGGUAUGUGUCAGUGUGUAUCGAGUGUACAAUCACACAGCUUUUUAAAAAGGUAUUCAGUCUUUAUUUUAUAAAAAUAACAAAAAAGUCCACUGCUAGACUUUACCUAUUGCUUUGGUGCCAUUUUUCACAGUUUUAUACGUGAUGUGUUCAUGGACAUUUUCUGAUUUUGUAAAUACUAUGAGAAACUACACUGAUCAGUCACCACUUAAAACCAUCCAUCUCACGGUGUAUAGCUGUAUCACCCCAUGCCUGAGUGGUCCGACAUGACCCACUGGCUGUUAACCAUUUGGAGUUUGUGGUUUUAGCAUCCCUGUGUUGUGAGACAUUGAUUCAGUGAAGUGUUCCUCUUUGUAAUUCAUGCUGAGACCACAAGCUCUUGUUGUUGUUGGUUUAAACCAAAGUAACUUUAUACUUUUUAAAAAUAAGAGAUGCUAACAAAAAUUUUAAUUACCAUUAGCACCACGAUGGA